GGGAGUCGCUCAUGCGUGCUCCGAUUUGCUGGGGCAUUUAACCGCAGUAAUCUCAGAAAUAAAUGUUAGGAUUUACUGUAUCACAAGUACAGUUCCGCUCUUGUUGCUGUUUUCAACGGUCCUCAACGUUAACGAUGGCGCUGUCGUCUUCACAACAGCUGGUGAUGGCAUUCGCGGCUGUGAUGUUCGCGUUCGUGGUUUUCCCCAGAAUGUUCGGCGGCGGGGCUGUAUCGAAAGAAACAAGAGGGUUCGAUCCACGUUUUAACAGAAAAGGUCCAGGUUCCAAAGGACACCAAUUCAACACGAACACCGUGGGCUCGAAGCCUCAGACGAUUGAAAACAUGCAGCAGAUGAAGAAAAUGAUGGAGCAGGAAUUAAAGAGCGAGAAGUACAACAAAGGCGAUAGCAAAGGCUAUGUGUUCACCUUGAUGCCCCUGUAUGCCAUCGGAGUCGGUGUCUUUGCGGCAUACAAGUUUUUAAAGAUUAAGUCAAAAGAGGAAGAAAAGGCUGCACAGGACAGGACUGCCAAAGGUGCGAAACGGUCUGAGGAGACAGAAAACCAGCUGAAUGAACUCGAGCAGCGUUUAGCACAAACGGAGAAGAUGCUGAAUUCAAUACUUGCUCAGCUGGAUCCACUGACUAACUGUGUGAAGUCUGUGGCAUUUGAGCAGAAGAAUGAGAUCAUGUCUCAGCUCCAGUGCAUCAGACACCUGAUGCAGAAGAGGGGAAUGGCCUGGCCUCCGAUAAACCUUGAAGAGCCUUCGUGUGAGAGGAACCUGGAGGAUCUCAUCGAGUCACUGACUGCGGAGGAGUACCGGUCAGAAGUGUCCCCAACACACGAGCAGGGGAGCCCUGGGCAAGAGGAGGUCCUGGAGCAUAUGGAGGACAAAGCGGAGAGUGACAGGGAGGAGGGGGAGGAGGAUGAUGAAGACGAGGAGGAGGAGGAGGACAGUGACAGUGACCUUCACAUGUCUGCCCUAGAGGACUCCAGUGAUUCAAACACUGAGGACCUGGGGAGUGUACCAGUGAAACACCAGGGAACUGGGCUGAGGCGGCGGCACAAACCCCAAUGAACCUGAAUGUUUUUAACACUGAAUAUGAACUCUUUUUCUUGGCAACGUUCUUUUCUUUGAGAUGUGUAGGAGUACAUUGAAGCAUACAUCAAAACAAUGAUACCCCCCCCCCC
Megalops cyprinoides (Indo-Pacific tarpon) is the source of this 1186-nucleotide messenger RNA. Its product is annotated as coiled-coil domain-containing protein 107-like. The transcript has 6 exons. The record is from RefSeq and is a predicted model, not a curated record. Gene Ontology annotation, cellular component: neuron projection; neuronal cell body; intracellular membrane-bounded organelle. The coding region runs from base 63 to 1073 and encodes 336 amino acids. Lineage: Eukaryota; Metazoa; Chordata; Actinopteri; Elopiformes; Megalopidae. Gene Ontology annotation, biological process: synaptic transmission, cholinergic; protein localization to cell surface.